This is a messenger RNA of Meleagris gallopavo (turkey), 494 nucleotides long. It is a transcript of the gene STX17, whose product is annotated as syntaxin 17. Lineage: Eukaryota; Metazoa; Chordata; Aves; Galliformes; Phasianidae. Gene Ontology annotation, biological process: intracellular protein transport; exocytosis; vesicle fusion. Gene Ontology annotation, molecular function: SNARE binding; SNAP receptor activity. Gene Ontology annotation, cellular component: plasma membrane; SNARE complex; endomembrane system. The record is from RefSeq and is a predicted model, not a curated record.
AUUACAUGGAGUGUUUUUCUUUCUUUUAGUAUCAAAGAUGCAGACUGUGGGACAGAUUGCAUGAAGAGCACAUUAAUGCAGGACGAACAGUUCAGCAACUUCGAGCCAAUAUGAGAGAGAUGGAAAAACUUUGUUUGCGAGUCCGACAGGAAGACAUCCCAGUUCUGCAACGAAUGAUAAAUCCAGUGAAAGAUGAAGCUUCAUCUGCCAUAAAACACUUCCUGCAGCUCCAUUCUGAAUCUGCAGAAGAACUUAAAAGGCAACUAGAAGGACAGGAGGAUGCCUCCUUAACCAGAUCUGCAACUGUAGGAGGAGAAACUUCAUACAACACAGAAGCAAAUGAUGGGUCUCAAAGUUUAAUUCAGAUGUGUUCUCCCCUUCCUGAGAUACCUCAGAAUGAAAAUGCAGCUGAGUCCUGGGAAACGCUAGAAGAGGUAUGCUGGGACUCCCUCACUAUCCUGUCGGUAUUCUGGCUUUUAACAAGUUACAGAAUA